This is a messenger RNA of Pipra filicauda (Wire-tailed manakin), 2742 nucleotides long. RefSeq names its product synapsin I (gene SYN1). Gene Ontology annotation, molecular function: ATP binding. The coding region runs from base 689 to 2653 and encodes 654 amino acids. Gene Ontology annotation, biological process: neurotransmitter secretion. The record is from RefSeq and is a predicted model, not a curated record. Gene Ontology annotation, cellular component: synaptic vesicle membrane; synaptic vesicle. The transcript has 13 exons. NCBI's taxonomy places the organism in Eukaryota, Metazoa, Chordata, Aves, Passeriformes, Pipridae.
CUGCAGGGGGGUCAUUCCAGAGGGUCCCACAGGGCCCCCCCGGCCCCCCCGGGCCGCCCCCCCCCCCCGAUCCCUUACAGCCCCAUCCCCUGUAGCGCCCGCUUCUCCUAUAGCCCCCCAUCCCUUACAGCCCCCGAUCCCCUGUAGCCCCCUCAUAUCCCUAUAGCUCCCCAAGCCCUAUAGCUCCCGAGCCCCCUGUAGCCCAUCCCUGCAGCCCCCCAUCCUCUAUAGGGCCCGGCCAUAGGGCUGCUGUCCUCAACCACCGCAGCUCCCUCCCCCUAUUGAGCAGCUUUUCCCGGGGUCCCUCCCCCUCCAUAGACCCCCCUCCCCUAUAGAUCCCCCCCCAACAGAUACUUCCUAUAGGGCGGCCCGACCCUCUCCCCCAGCUCUCCCUCCCCCACCUUCUUAUAGGGGAUCCUGCCCUCACAUCGCCCCCGUAUCCCCGAGUCCUGCCGGGCCCCACAGCCCUGACCCUAUAGGGUGACCCCCCACAGCCCUGACCCCCCCGGCCCUUGGAGCUGCCCCAUAGCGGGGUCCCACCAGCCCCCUCGGGUGUCUCGGGACCCCCUUCGGAGGCACCUAUAGGUGACGCCCCCCCAUGACCGGACCUAUAGGGUGCCCCCCCAUCUAUAGGGUGCCCCCCCCGUAGGGUGACUCCCCCGGCCCCUUAGCGCCCCCCAGCGGCGGGAUGGAGUUCCUGCGGCGCCGUCUCUCUGACGGGAAUUUCCUGGCGGGGGGGGGCGGGGACCCCCCCGGGGCGGGGCCGGGGGCGGGGGGGGUGGCUGGAGUGGGGUCGGCGGGGAGACCCCCCCGGAGCACCGCUUUGGCCCCGCUGCUGCUCGUCAUUGCCCCCCCCGGCACCGACUGGGUGAAGCUCUUCAAGGGUAAAUCGGUCCAUGGGGAUGUGGAGCUGCGAGUGGAGCAGGCCCAGUUCUCGGAGCUCUCCUUGGCUGCCUCCACCCACGGAGCCCUGAGUGUCACCAUCGACUCCCCCCGGGGGGGCACCAGGCGGGUGCGCCCUGACUUUGUGCUGGUUCGAGAACCCCCCGAGGGGGGGGCCGGGGACGCCCCUCGGCGGCUUCUGGUGGGGCUGCACCUGGGGGGGGUCCCCAGCACCGACCCCCUCCCCGCCCUGUACGGCUUCGCCCACCCCCCCUGCCUGUUUGCCCAGUUGGCUCGGCUGCAGCGGGAACUGGGCCCCGAGGCCUUUCCCCUGGUCCCACAGCGCUUCUGCAACCGCCCCCGUGGACUGCUGACUGCCCCGACCUUCCCCAUGACGGUGACUCUCAGCCCCGCCCCCGCUGGGGUGGGCCAGGUGCGCGUGGGGACGCCGCAGGUGCUGGGGGCGGUGGCGGCCGCCAUGGGCGGGGCCCGGGCCGGGGCCCUGGUGCAGGGGGGCCCCGCGGGGACCCAGCGGCUGCGGGUGCAGCGCAUCGGGGACGAGUACCGGGCUCUGCGGUGGUCUCUGGGGGCCGCAGAUGCUGCAGGGGAGGGGCCUCACGUGGAGCCGGUUGCCCUCAGCCCUCGGCACCGGGGGUGGGUGGAUGCCUGCGCCGGCCUCUUUGGGGGCGUCGACAUCUGCGGCGUGGAGGCGCUGCGGGGCCCCGACGGGCAGGAGCACAUCGUGCAGGUUCUGGGCUCUUGGCUGCCACUGCUGGGGCCGGGGGCGGCCGAGGAUCGGGGCCGGAUCGUGGAGCUGGUGCUGGCGCGAAUGAGGGAGGAGCUGCCCUGCCCCCGGAGCCCCUCCCCUUCCCGGCCACGCCUACAGACAUCAGUGACGUCGGGGUCCCCCCGGCCGGGGACCCCCCCACAGCAACGGCCCCAACCACAGGGGGCCCCACCGCCGUCUGGCCCCGCCCAGCCCCGCCCACCACCGCAGGGGCAGCCUCGCCCCCCGCUGGGUGGAGCUUCACCACGCCCUGCUCAUCCCAGCACCACCCCACCGCGAGGUCCCACUCAGCCCCGCCCACCUGGUCCACAGCCUCGCUCCCAAACUCCACCCACGUCCCCACAGACACGCCCACAAGCACCCCCUACCUCCCCCCAGCCCCGCCCCCAAACCCCACCCACCUUCCCACAGCCGCACCUGCAAGCCCCGCCCCCCACCGUGCAACCGCGCCCUCCACUCUCUCCAUCUGUGUCUCAGCCCCGCCCCCCCACCCCGCAGCCCCGCCCACAAGCCCCACCAACCUCCCCGCAGCCCCGCCCCCAAGCCCCACCGACUGCACAGCCUCGCCCUCAGGCCCCGCCCACCACCCCACAGCCCCGCCCACCAGGCCCAGCCACAUCUCCCCAACCGAGGCCCAAAGCUCCGCCCACCUCCCCGCAGCCCCGCCCACCAGGCCCAGCCACGGCCCCCCAGCAACGGCCCCAAGCCCCGCCCCCCACCGCCCAGCCCCGCCUCUCCAGGUCCCCCUCAGUGCCCCAGCCCCGCCCCCAAGGCCCGCCCCCCGCUGCCCAGCCCCGCCCCCCAGGCCCGCAGACCCCGCCCACCACUCGGCAGCCCCGCCCACAGGCCCCACCCCUCGCCCCCAAACCGGCCCUGGCCCCCAAACCGGGCGGAGCCCCUCCCCCAAGCCCCGCCCCCGAGCAGGGCCCCCCCGAGAGCCUGCGGGCGCUGCGGCAGAGCUUCGCCAGCCUCUUCACCGACUGAAGGGCCGCCAGCCCCAGCCCACCCGGGGAGUCCUGGCUCUGGGACCCCCACACACGAGGCGUGCUCAGGCACCUGGGACCAUGAAACUC